Molecule: messenger RNA, 2278 nt
Organism: Eurytemora carolleeae
Lineage: Eukaryota; Metazoa; Arthropoda; Copepoda; Calanoida; Temoridae
Product: protein draper
Exons: 20
Coding region: 39-1679 (546 amino acids)
Molecular function (GO): scavenger receptor activity; protein binding
Source: RefSeq, a predicted model, not a curated record
ACUUUAUUUUGUUUUCAGAGGAAUGAUGAAUUUUUAGGAUGAGGGGUAUAUAUUGUUCCCUUGUUCUGUAUCUUCAUGCUUCAGGAUCUGUACUCUCCACAUCAACAGAUCUUAAAGGUGAAAACAUCUGCCCGUACAAUGAUGUGGAAACGAAAACAAUAAAUACAACAUAUCUUCAGGCUGCCCAAAUUAAAGAAUAUAAGUUCUGCCUGACUCAAUUAACAUUAAGAUGUGCUGAAUAUAAAACUGUGAUGGAAACAAAAUGGAAGACGGAAAAUAUUACAAGAGUUGUGAUUAAUAAAGCUUGUUGUGAUGGAUAUAAGGAACAUGAAGGAGCUUGUGUACCCCACUGUACCCGCCCCUGUAUAAACGGAGCAUGUACUGCCCCUGAACAGUGUACUUGUAGUUCAGGAUUCUCAGGGGGCAGAUGUGAGGUAUCUGGUUGUCCUGGUGGCAGAUGGGGUCCCGACUGUGUACAUGAAUGUACAUGUGAGAAUGGUGGGUACUGUAACCAGGUUACUGGUGCCUGCUCAUGUACACCUGGAUACCAGGGGCUCAGGUGCCAAAAUUCGUGUUUUCCUGGAUUCUUUGGAGCUGGUUGUCUGGAGAAAUGUUCAUGCAAUUCUGGAUUCCAGUGUAACCACGUAACUGGAGACUGCUUUCCGUGCAAACCUGGCAGGUAUGGUUCUGGUUGUGAUGAAACAUGUUCCUGUGAUCUAGAGGGAACUGAGAUGUGCUCUAAUGUAGACGGGAAAUGUUACUGCAAGGAUAACAGGUUUGGUUUGAAGUGUCAGAUGUUCUGUCCGUUUGGAUUUGUUAACAACACAUGUCACAGAAGCGCUAUUGAGAAUUCUAGUUGUGAAUGCUCCAACUAUCUUCAUAUCUGUGAUCUAGAGCUAGGAUGUAUUUGUCCAGAAGGACAGGAUUGUGGAGUACAAACCCUUACUCAGGUUCUUGAGCACUCUCCGCUGUCAGAUGAAAUGUCUACCGGAAGCACGACAGCUGUUGUUAUCGCUGUACUGAUAAUUGCUCUAGCAGCUGUUACGUUGAUCAUCGUUUACUACAGGAGGAGAAUGAAGGUAUUGAAAACAGAUUUAGAAAACAGAUCAAUCCGGUAUACUGAGAACACUCAUCCUUAUCAUACUAACCCAGCAGAUAUCGUUAUAACUGACAAUCAUCCACUAGAAGAAUACUCCUCCAGAACUCCUAAGCCAGGAUCCAGAUUACGCUCUCAAGAUUUACGCGAGGUGGCCGGAGUUGAAUUGUUGAACAACCAGCUCAGCCUUGCCAGUCAGCAUCUCCUCGGGAACCAUGCACAGACUGACGAGAGGGUGGAGAAGAAUACAAAUAUUGACAGAUUUAAACUAGGAUUAUUCGAUGAACCAGCUAUGAAAUGCGAUCAGAAGGCCGGGUGUAGUGAGCUAACAGUUAACCUUGAGACCGAGAGUGAAGAUUGUACCAGUGGCGGAGCAUGUGCAAUGGCGGGGUCAAGUCAGGGCGGAGCAAUGGGUUGGAGCCAGGGCGGAGGAGAUGUAAAUAUUCUCCAGGGUCAGAUUCAGAACGAGAAAACAGUAAAGCCUAGUCUAAGCCUAACAUUUAAAAACAAUAUAAGCAGAAAUGUGGAAAAAACUAAUUCAAAUAAAGAAGAAGAGCUUUGUCAUCAAAAACAGAUUGAUUGAUUUAUUUAACAAUGAUUAGUUAAUCUUGUUAUUGAUUGUUAUGAAUGUAUUAACUUGAAAGAUUUGAUUUUUGAUUUUUCUAAAUCAUGUUCGUACUGAAUGAAAGAAUGUAUUUAUCUUUAUUUUCAUUUGAUUCCAUUUAUUUAGCCUGGAUUAUUUGUAUUUUUCUGAAGUAUUGAAUUAAACUUGACAUUUCCAACUAUUGAUGAAUCCAGUAAUUAUGGACUCUUCUAGUAAUCCUUGUAUUUAUACAGACAGCAAUAUUAUCAUUUACUCCCAGUACAAUUGUUGCAUUUACCAUUUUAUAUAUUUAAAGCUUUUAUAUUAUUUUUUACUUAGAUUUGUAAAAUAUUUAUCAAUGUGGUGAACUGUUGCAGGAUAUUUAUCAUAAUAUUUUUUCAGAUUCUGACUAAAUCUUUAAUAGGGGAAUAAUCAAUCAAGUUUUGUCAUAAGAUUUAAAAUGUAAAUUAUUUUUAAUCUGUUACUAUGGCUCGUGCUCGGUGGUGUUUACCUUAAAUAUUAAUAAUAUAAUGUUUCUUAUCUAAGAAAUAUUAAGACUCUUCCUUCGCUCAUAUUUUUGUUUGCAUGAACAAACGGCU